AUGGACCGCCUACCUGCACACUUCCGACAAGAGCCUUCUCGUUGGAAGGAUAUCAGCAGUUUCAUGAGUAAACGUCCGAAUAAUGAUGCCAAUACCCACUACAAAGCCUUUGGAGGCUUUUUGCAUCUGAUCCACGAUACAUCAGAGGCUGGAUACUAUGAGAAGACAAUCGCUCUUGAGCUCCUCAACACGAUUACGCUGCCAGACUUCCAAGUUCGAUCUCGUUUGAUGAGACAGGAGGCUGCCGUACGAGCUGCUGAGCAUGCGAUGCCGAAUCCAGUGUAUUUUAUUACAUGGAAGGCUGUUCUUGAUUUCAUCUCGGAAGGGUUGUUCAAGUUCGAGACCCUAGAGUUAAACAACAGCGAGUUCAAGGCUGUUGGGGUGGAUAUUGAGGAGAACAAGAAGCAAUCACGGAAGAACAUUCGAAUCAACAAGGCGAUUAUGGACUACUUACAGCGACAUGCAAAGUUUGAUCUUCAGAAUGGUGACUACAUGGUUUUCCUGGACGUCUCUGGGUACACUAGUACUAUUGUCUAUCUCCGCCGAUAUGAAGACAUCUAUGUCCCUGGUCUGUUGUCCCGAGUGGCCAUCAAGCUGCCAUUUAUUCGAUUACUGCCUGUUGCAGGAUGGAAAAAUAGCGUGGUAGACUACUCUCUGUGCGAGACAGGGCAGCUGAGCAAAGUCGAUGCGGAAUCCGAUGCACAGCUCACAAUUGAGUACAUGCUGCAUGAGGCGCGAGAGUUGGAGCAAAGCUACAGGCUGGCUAAAAGCCUCUCUAUGUUCUGA
Messenger RNA from Gamsiella multidivaricata, 786 nucleotides. RefSeq lists its product as uncharacterized. The transcript is spliced from 4 exons. The record is from RefSeq and is a predicted model, not a curated record. Bases 1 to 786 code for a protein of 261 amino acids. Lineage: Eukaryota; Fungi; Mortierellomycota; Mortierellomycetes; Mortierellales; Mortierellaceae.